Molecule: messenger RNA, 732 nt
Organism: Parasteatoda tepidariorum (common house spider)
Lineage: Eukaryota; Metazoa; Arthropoda; Arachnida; Araneae; Theridiidae
Source: RefSeq, a predicted model, not a curated record
AUGCUAAGGUCUAAACUCACCGAGGCUGAAAGAGCCGAAGCUCAAGAGAGUAGCGUGGAAUACCUGAAGCGUUACACACAGAUAAUUAUAAUUUCUUUUUCUUUUCUUAGAAGUAUAUUAGCAGAAACAGCUACAUCAGUAGCUGCUGCUGCAAAUAUUCCAGCAUAUGCAUCGAUCAAAACAGCAUUGUACAAAACAAGAAAUACACUGUGGCCAAAUUUGCCAAAAACUGUUGACGACUUAUUGCUGCAGGGCUCUUGGUGUAAUACCAAAAAUGGAGCACCAUUUCUGCUAAUUGAUGAUGGAGCUGGAUCGCAUAGAAUUUUGGUAUUUUGCACUGCAGAAAACUUAAGAAACCUUUGUGCCAGCCCAAAAUUAUUUUUAGAUGGCACCUUUAAGGUAACACCUAAAAUUUUUAAACAGUUAUAUACUUUGCAUGGGGAUUACAUGGGCCAGAUAUUUCCUAUGGCUUUUUGUCUGCUAGGAGGCAAAACUUUUGCUCUGUACAAGAGGCUGUUUGAACUAGUAAAAUCUGCAGCAUGGAGUCACAACUACUUAUUAGCACCGAAUUUUGCCAUGGUAGAUUUUGAGUUGGCAAGCAUCAAGGCUCUGAAGGAAGUCUUUCCAAGUAUUGAAGUGAAAGGUUGUUACUUUCACUUUGUUCAAAGUUUGGUGUAAAAGGUAUGUAUAGCAUUUUUAAGCUACAGUUUGAAUUUCAGUAAUAGUGGAUGA